GCGAAGAGCGGCAGGCGGUCGGUCUCCCGCAGCCCGGGAGGGUGAGCGUGGGUUCGGGAAGCAGGGGGGACGCCGGCUCCCGGGCCGCGCGAGGAGGACGCGGACCCCGACGCGGUGCCCGGCGGCCGCACACGCGCCCCCCUCGCUCCCCCGGCCCGAGGGCGGGGCCCCUCGCCGGGCCGCCCCUCCCCGCCCCUCCCUCCCGGCCGCCGGCCUCCCGGGCCCAGCCGGCCCUCCCGCGGGCGGCGCGGCACUCGGGCACCGGCGCGCGGAGCCACAGCCGCCAGCCCGCCAGCCGGGGCCAUGGGCUGCGACGGCCGCGUGUCCGGGCUGCUCCGCCGCAACCUGCAGCCCACGCUCACCUACUGGAGCGUCUUCUUCAGCUUCGGCCUGUGCAUCGCCUUCCUGGGGCCCACGCUGCUGGACCUGCGCUGCCAGACGCACAGCUCGCUGCCCCAGAUCUCCUGGGUCUUCUUCUCGCAGCAGCUCUGCCUCCUGCUGGGCAGCGCCCUCGGGGGCGUCUUCAAGAGGACCCUGGCCCAGUCGUUAUGGGCCCUCUUCACGUCCACGCUGGCCAUCUCGCUGGUGUUUGCCAUCAUCCCCUUAUGCCGAGACGUGCAGGUGCUGGCCUCAGUCAUGGCGCUGGCGGGCCUGGCCAUGGGCUGCAUCGACACCGUGGCCAACAUGCAGCUGGUGAGGAUCUACCAGAAGGACUCGGCCGUCUUCCUCCAGGUUCUCCAUUUCUUUGUGGGCUUCGGUGCUCUGCUGAGCCCCCUGAUUGCCGACCCCUUCCUGUCUGAGGCCAACUGCUUGCCUGCCAAUGGCACAGCCAACAGCACCUCUGGCAGUCACCUGUUCCACGCGUCCAGGGUCCUGGGCCAGCACCAUGCUGAGGUGUGGCGUUUGUCCAACCAGUCACUCUCCAAGCUGCCUCCGCAGGACAGAGCCGGGACCCGUGUGUCAUACGCCUUCUGGAUCAUGGCCCUGAUCAAUCUCCCGGUGCCCCUGGCCGUGCUGUUUCUGCUGUCCAAAGAGCGGCUGCUGGCCUGCUGCCCCCAGAGGACACCCCUGCUCCUGUCUGCCGAUGAGCUGGCGCUGGAGACGCAGCCUCCCGAGAAGGAAGAUGCCUCCUCCCUGUCCUCAAAGUUUCAGCCACACCCAGGCCACAAGGACCUGUUCAGCUGCUACCAGAGGAAGAAUUUCAAAGGAGCCCCUUGUUCCUUCUUCGCCAUCCACAUCACAGCGGCCCUGGUCCUGUUCAUGACCGACGGGCUGACGGGCGAGUAUUCAGCCUUUGUAUACAGCUAUGCAGUGGAGAAGCCGCUCUCUGUGGGGCACAAGGUGGCUGGUUACCUCCCCAGCCUCUUCUGGGGCUUCAUCACCCUGGGUCGGCUCAUCUCCAUUCCCAUCUCUUCCAAACUGAAGCCAGUCACCAUGGUUUUCAUCAAUGUGGUCGGCGUGGUGAUGACGUUCCUGGUGCUUCUCGUGUUCUCCUACAACGUCGCCUUCCUGUUCGUGGGGACAGCCAGCCUGGGCCUGUUCCUCAGCAGCACGUUUCCCAGCAUGCUGGCCUACACGGAGGACAUUCUGCAGUACAAAGGCUGUGCGACCACAGUGCUGGUGACGGGGGCCGGAAUUGGCGAGAUGGUUCUCCAGAUGCUAGUUGGCUCGAUAUUCCAAGCUCAGGGCAGCCAUAGUUUCCUGGUCUGCGGCGUGAUCUUUGGUUGCCUGGCUUUCACCUUCUAUAUCUUGCUCCUGUUUUUCCACAGGAUGCAUCCUGAACUCUCAUCAGCUCCUACCCAGGACAAAGCCCUAGGGAUGGAAAGCUCAGAGUGCUACCAGAGGUAAAGCUGGGUGAAGGGGCCCGGCGGAGACCGCUAGGCCCUUGGGUGCCAGCACAGACCAAAGUGUUCCAGACAGCGGGGGAAGGCCGUGGGGGCAUCUCCCCAUGCCUUGGCUCAGAUCUUCUCCACUAAUCCUUGGUUGGGUAGAAGAGAUUAAAUUGACUUCUGGUACCUGGA
Lontra canadensis (Northern American river otter) is the source of this 2021-nucleotide messenger RNA. RefSeq names its product major facilitator superfamily domain containing 4A (gene SLC60A1). Lineage: Eukaryota; Metazoa; Chordata; Mammalia; Carnivora; Mustelidae. Gene Ontology annotation, biological process: transmembrane transport. The coding region runs from base 304 to 1848 and encodes 514 amino acids. The transcript has 10 exons. The record is from RefSeq and is a predicted model, not a curated record.